Molecule: messenger RNA, 3757 nt
Organism: Styela clava
Lineage: Eukaryota; Metazoa; Chordata; Ascidiacea; Stolidobranchia; Styelidae
Product: sodium/hydrogen exchanger 9-like
Biological process (GO): sodium ion import across plasma membrane; proton transmembrane transport; potassium ion transmembrane transport
Cellular component (GO): recycling endosome; plasma membrane
Molecular function (GO): potassium:proton antiporter activity; sodium:proton antiporter activity
Source: RefSeq, a predicted model, not a curated record
UUUUCCAUGAAUUUGAAAUAUUGUUUGAAAUAGUCUAAUUUGAGACAUGGAAAAGUAUAAUUAUUUCAAAAUGUGGAAACUUUUUCUCUGGGUAUUUACAAUUUUCAAAACUGCUAAAGCUGAAGAUGAUACCGAUGAAGAUCAUACCGCAGAGACCGGAAAUAUGUUGGUUUUCAUUGCUGCAUUGAUGCUCACUAUCAUAACAACAUUUGCUUUCAGAUUUCGAAGUAUUCGUUUUGUUCAUGAAACUGGGCUUUCCAUAGUUUAUGGACUCAUCAUUGGUGCAAUACAAAGAUAUGGAACCCAUGAUCCUGAAGGCACAUCAUCACACCAAGAUCUUUUAUGUUCAGAAGUCACAAAUUUAUCCCAAGUAGAGUCGUCCAAUAAAACGGUCGUUUUCAAUCACACAAGCUAUUAUUGUAAAUUAACACCAAACCAAUAUGAAAAGGAAUUAGACAAGGUUGGAUUCAAACCUGAAAUAUUUUUCAACUAUCUGCUUCCACCUAUUAUAUUUUAUGCAGGAUACAGCCUCAAAAAGAGACAUUUUUUUCGAAACAUUGGUACCAUUUUAACAUUUGCAUUUAUCGGAACUACAAUUUCUAUGUUGGUUAUUGGAUCAAUAUCAUAUGGAUUUGUUCAAAUCAUGGAAAAAGUGCAUCCUCCAACGCAUGUCAAUGAUAAAUUUGAGUUUGUUGAUUGUAUGUUAUUUGGUGCAAUCAUAUCAGCUACAGAUCCUGUGACUGUGUUAGCAGUUUUCAAAGAAUUACGCGUCGACGUCAACUUAGAUGCAAUGUUGUUUGGUGAAAGUGUCCUCAACGAUGCCGUUGCUCUUGUUCUUGUCACCUCGAUCAAAGGAUACAAAACUUCUCUCUUGAAUACUAAUCAAAAAGAUUUUGAUGUUGAAGCAUUUUUCUCAUCUCUUGGAAUGUUUCUUGGAAAAUUUCUGGGAUCGUUUGUAAUCGGAUGUGCAGUUUCAUUUGUUACAGCUCUCUUCACCAAGUUUACAAAGAUAGGUCAAUUUCCAGUGAUGGAGACUUCAGUGUUUUUUUUAUUAUCAUGGUCUGCGUUUCUUCUGGCUGAAGCUGUUGGAUUCACAGGAAUUGUUGCUGUUCUCUUUUGUGGUAUCACACAGGCACAUUAUACAUACAACAACCUAUCAUCGGAGUCGAAAGCUCGAACGAGACAACUCUUUGAAGUCUUGAAUUUUCUUGCUGAGAAUUUUAUUUUUGUUUACAUGGGUACUGCAAUGUUCACAUUCCAGCAUCAUCAAUGGAGACCAAUUUUUAUUGUUGGGGCUUUUCUUGCUGUAAUCAUAUCAAGAGCAUGCAACAUUUAUCCUCUGACAUUUUUAUUGAAUCUUGGAAGGAGGAGAAAAAUAGCAAGAAACAUUCAACAUAUGAUGAUGUUCUCGGGACUGCGUGGGGCCAUUGCAUUUGCGUUGGCAAUCAGAGUCACAAAUUCAACGACUGAGCAAAUCAUAUUUACAACAACAUUAUUGAUUGUAUUUUCUACCGUCUGGUUACUUGGAGGAAGCACAACGCAAAUGUUGACGUGGCUUAAUAUCAAAGUUGGUGUUGAUCCAGAUGCACCUGAUGAAUAUGACAUGCAGAGUAAUAACCGACAGGACAGUAGUAAUGUGGAAUAUGAACUAUGCAAUACUGUUAUUGAUGCUGAGGUUGAGGAUCAAGCCAACGAUGGAGGAUCAAUAUCACAGAUACCUCACAAUCGAUCAUUUUUACGAAAAUAUAAAGAUAGUGCUUGGGUGUUCAAGCAUUGGUAUAAAUUUGAUAAAUACUAUUUGAAGCCAUUUCUAACCCAUGCUGGACCACCACUCACAACUACUUUGCCGAAUUGCUGCAGACCUUGCGCUAAUUGUUUAACAUCAAUAAAUGCAUAUGAGACUCAGCAUAAUAAUCAAGACAGCGAUUCAGAAUUUAUUUUGAAUGAUGAUAAUUUGUCUUUCGGAGAAGUUGGAUCACAGACCCCACAAGCUGAAAGAAGUCGAAUAUCAAGUGUCACUGAUUCCAAAAUUGCUUCAACUUCUAUCGGUGAAAAUGGGUUGGUUGCAUCAACUUCUCACACACAAUUCGGUAGUGAUGGAACACCACCUCCCAUAUCUCCAGGAAUUAUCGCAGAUCAGCCAAAAGAUGCAGAAGGGGAAUCAAAUUCGAAUAACAACCACAUGGGGCAACGUAAUCAAACUGGUCCAUACCAACUCCAAAAUCUUACUGCAGUUGUUGACGACGGCAAUUUGCAAGGUGCAUCCUCUGGAGUUGUCACAGUAGUUGUGGGCAGCCCGAAUAGCGAAACACCAAUUCAUUCUAUGAUUGGACAACAACCAUUGUGAUCUGUAUAUCUCAUUUCAUAAUUUCAUUCGAAAAUUAUGAUAAUGGAGUUAUUACCACUUUGGCUGUAAAAGGAUCAAUAUGAUGCUUACUGAUUGUGUUUUGGCUGAAUCCUCGGAUAUCCAGAAUAAAUUAUAUAUAAUAUGAAACGAAAACCGAAUAUAUUCAGUAUUUUAAAUUUCAGGAUUGCUUUAGUACGGAGGUUCCCGAACACACUGUAAUACAAAUCACAGCGCUCGGUAGUAAAAUUUCACUUUAUUAACAUUAUGUUAGGGCGAAAAAAAGAUUCAUAAAACAUUUACAUUUAAUCAAUGCUAUACAUGAGCUUGAUUUUCUGCACAGGGGAAAUCAUAUUUAUAACAGCUGAAUGUCUGAUAUACGCAAUCACGCUUCGUUUUCAAAGUGUAUUAUAACAGAUUUGAUCAUUUUAUGUCAAGUUCUUAACAAGAUCAUAUAAGCAGUAAUUUGUAGAACAGAGAUUCCUAUUUGCGUCAUCCCAAAAAGUUUUGGAACUGCAAUUUUAAAAUAUCUUCAUCUGAAAAUUCAUGAAAUUGACACCAAAUUCCACUUUUCACUUGGCAAAUCUAUGUUAAGCACUAAUAUCCCAUAUUUUGUUUCACAAUGUCGGCUCCUUUGAAUAGCCUACAUACUAUUAAACAAGAAGUACCGUUUCUCAUUUCAAAUAUGUCAGAAUUUAGAGUGUAUUGCAUAAUCAUUUUUUUCAAAUCUAUUUAAAAUAGUACAUUAUAUAGUUUUGGACAUCCCUAUUUUAAUUGUAUGUAUAAUAUUAAAAAGUCAGUUAUAUUAAUUAGUGUUUCAUUGUGAUUAUGAUACUAGAUAUUAUUAUUUAUAUCAUAUAUAUAAAAGUAUAUUAUGACAAACAUAAAAUUGUCAUAUAUAAUGUAUUUAAGUGAUCAUUUGGUAUAUUAAUAUAGCCUACUCCAUAUUUUAUUUUGCUCGAAACCUUUUUCCUUUGCAUGUUUAGCAAUGUUCUGAUUCCUGUUUUAUGCACCAUUUUUAGUUUUUCGAUUCUUUUGGCAUGUAUUGAAAGUUGAAAAUAACUUUGGAAUAAUAAGUUUGGAUCAUGUAUGUGAAUAUGUAUGUUCGAACCACAUCAUCAUUGAUCAUUUUUUUAACGAAGUGAACCUAAACGACACACUGCCUUUUCGAUAGUUUUCAAAUGUUGUUUUCAAGUUUUUCAUAAUUUGUUUUAUUUUUGCUGUCUGCAUACUUACUUUGAAAUCAUGACCGAUAGUUUGUAAUGGCCUCUACUACACAUGUGCAUAUACGAGAUCACAAAAUUUUGCAUUAUUCUUGAAUCAAUGUUAUUUUAUCCCAGUUGAAAUUGUAUUUACUCAUUUUUUUAUCAUUUUAAUGGCAUGCAAUGUACCAGUCCCCUGAUUAGAUAUUCU